Messenger RNA from Musca domestica (house fly), 981 nucleotides. It is a transcript of the gene Dpm1, whose product is annotated as dolichol-phosphate mannosyltransferase subunit 1. Gene Ontology annotation, cellular component: endoplasmic reticulum membrane. Gene Ontology annotation, molecular function: dolichyl-phosphate beta-D-mannosyltransferase activity. The record is from RefSeq and is a predicted model, not a curated record. The coding region runs from base 109 to 837 and encodes 242 amino acids. Gene Ontology annotation, biological process: protein O-linked glycosylation via mannose; GPI anchor biosynthetic process. The transcript is spliced from 3 exons. NCBI's taxonomy places the organism in Eukaryota, Metazoa, Arthropoda, Insecta, Diptera, Muscidae.
CUUUAAUAAACCCCUUUCGUUCAGCAACGACACGACACUGCUCUGAUAAGACCGGGAGCCUUCUAUUUUACUCUUAAUUGGAUUAAAAUUUGGGGAAAAAGAAACAAUAUGCCAAAAGUGGUGGAGUCCAAAUACAGCAUACUGCUGCCAACUUACAAUGAAAAGGAUAAUUUACCCAUCAUUAUAUGGUUGAUCAUGAAAUACAUGACAGCUGGAGGCUAUCACUUUGAGGUAAUCAUAAUUGAUGAUAAUAGUCCCGAUGGCACUUUGGAGGUGGCCAAGGAUUUGCAAAAGAUCUACGGUGAAGAGAAAAUUCUGCUAAGACCACGUAAAGGUAAAUUGGGCCUGGGUACGGCCUAUAUUCAUGGCAUAGAACAUGCCACGGGCGAUUUCAUUAUUAUCAUGGAUGCCGAUCUAAGUCAUCAUCCGAAAUUCAUUCCACAAUUCAUUGAAUUGCAAAAGAAACAUGACUACGACAUCGUGUCGGGUACACGUUAUCUCGGUGAUGGCGGUGUCUUCGGUUGGGAUUUCAAACGUAAGCUAAUCUCGCGUGGAGCCAACUUCCUGUCGCAGCUACUGCUCAGACCCAGAGCCUCCGACUUGACUGGAUCAUUCCGUUUGUAUAAGAAACGUGCGCUGGAAAUGUGCAUUGCCAGUUGUGUGUCCAAGGGAUAUGUCUUCCAGAUGGAAAUGUUGGUGAGAGCCCGUCAAUUUGAGUAUUCGAUUGGUGAAGUGCCGAUUACGUUUGUGGAUCGUGUCUAUGGCGAAUCGAAACUGGGCGGUACUGAAAUCAUACAAUUUGCCAAGAAUUUGUUGUAUUUGUUUGCAACAACAUAAUCGCCGACGAAGAGGGAAAGAGGAGAGCAAGUGGAGAAACGAUGUGACCCAAGAAGUAAUUCCUUUUAUGUUUUGUUUUGAUCGGUUUUUAACGCCAUAGCUAAAUAAAUAAUGGUACUUUCCAUGGUAAAUUUUAAGAAGCAA